CCUUGCGCCUGCCGAGUCACGCACUGCAGCUGGACGAGGGAGCGACGAAAAGAACGAAAAACACGGGCGCUGCAGAAAACUCUUUGGUUCGUUACCUUCGUCUUGCGGGAGAUACCCUCACCUGCAUCUAGUCAGCGCAGGAGUCCAAGUUUGAGGCGAACCUGAGCAGCCAUUCAACACGAAUGGUUGCGUUUCCUGAAAUCAUGAGAAACGCCUUUGUGUGGAUCGCUUCCGUGGCGCUGUGGACGGGCGUGACGUGUCGCAUCGUGGCCCCCGAACAGGGCCUAACAGCCUCCUCCGGCCUUCCCAGAGGUCGGCGAUGCUGCGGAGGCGACCACGCCCUCUGCAGCGACGCUCCUUCAGGCACCGCGGCCGCCUUCUCGCCUCCGCUCCAUUAUGGGAACCUGUCGCAGGCGUCGCAGGAAAUCGCUUGGUCGUACCAACCUCUGAGAUGUCCCAAGGGCUUCAGGGAGACGCCUUAUGACUUGGAUGGGAAACAUAACUGGCUGAUUGUGAGCGAGGACGGCGUAGCACUGCGAUGGCUCGAGCUUGUGUCCAAAGAGACGGAGGAAUAUUGUGUGACACGUAAUCCACGUGGCGGAUAUCGCGCUGCUACUUGUCGCCCAGAUACAAACCAAAUAUGCAACGACAGGACUUGUAUCCAGAAAUGCUGCGGCGUAGAGGAGGUGAUGUCACUCUCCCGCAGAUGUGUCAAGCGCCAGGGCAGAGGGUUUUCCCCCGAGUUUCGUUCGCUUCGAGGAGACCCAGUCGAGACUCCCAAGAACCUCCAGGUCAUCGCCAAGGUGCCGCACUGUGAAUCCAUAAUCAUGCUCAACCCGCAGAAGGAGCCUAGCGACCGGUACCUAAUUCUGCCAAACAGCCGACUCUACCACCCAGCGAAUGACCAGUACUAUUCCAUUGACAGCUACUGCAUUGACGAGUUGACUGAAUGGUCGGUCCCAAUGGCGCUGGUGUGCAACGAGGUGAGAGACAUGACCAAAAUAUACCUACAAACAGCCAGCGUGGCGGUGUCGUGCGUGUUCCUGGCGGUGACGAUCCUGUGUCACAUCGUGGUUCCAAAGUUACGCGACACGCAGGGACUCUGUUUGCUGUGUCAUAUGGUGUCACUUUUUGUAGCAGAUGCCGCGCUCUUCAUUAGCUAUGUGCACACCUACAAGGACCCAGGCUUGGCGUGUGUGAUAAAUGGUAUGGUCAUCCAGAUGUCUUUCCUGGCCACCUUCUUUUGGCUCAACGUCAUGUGCUUCGACAUCUGGCGUGUGAUCAGAGCGACUGUGAACCUCGUCCCACUUACGGGCAUUUUAUCCAACGACUCGAAGAAAUUCAAGGCCUAUUCUGCGUACGCGUGGGGCGGCCCCUUCGUCGUCACCUCCGUCAGCGCCCUCCUCUUCUUCCUGCCGGAAAGAUUCGUUGUGGCUGGCGUGGUCCGUCCGGAUUUCGGGGUUAACACCUGCUUUUUACACGGCGACCUCGAGUACCUCGUCCACUUCUAUGGCCUGGUCGGUGCGCUGUUCCUCGUGAAUCUGCUGCUGCUCGGCCACACCAUCUACAUGCUGUUCCGAGCAGGGGCCGCGUUCGAUUGCUGCAGCAAGACCGAGAGCCCGAGAGCGUUCAAUCGCGGUCACCUCGACGCGUACUGGCAUCGGUUCAGUCUGUUCACGCUGAUGGCUGUGUGCUGGGUCACGGAGGUGCUCUCCUGGAAGAUCCCGCCGGCGGACAUGUGGAUCGUCACCGACCUCCUGAACUCCCUGCAGGGCCUCGUGGUGUUCCUGCUCUUCCUCUCGAGCAAGAAGAAGCGGCGUCUGGUGGGGGAGGCUUGCCGGAACACGGGGCUUCUCGCGCGACUCCUCAGGCGCGACUCGAGGGCCUUGUCGUCCGCCUGAUCGAGGAGUUCGGAGGAGAGAAGAGCACGGGCGAAGAGGAAAUGAUGGAGACAGAUGAUACGCGUUAUGGUGAUAUGGUGAUGAUAUAGUGAUAAUGAUGAUCAUAUUAGUGAUGGCUGAUGGUGAUGAUGAUAUGGUGGGAAUGAUGAGGUGGUGAUGAUGAUAAUACUACUAAUAAUAGAAUAACAACAGUGAUAAUAAAACACGGUGAAUGUAAUGGAACACCUUACGUUAGACAAGGACCUAUUAGUACAAAGUGUGACGCUUAUUUGGAAAGUUUUGUGGACCAACUACACAGGACAAACGUUGUGUAAUAGUGACGCUUGUGAUAAAAAAAUGGUUUCGUGUAGUGAUGAAAGAUAACCUGAAAUAAGCACUGCACAUCGGAAACUUUGGUUCUGUACAUACCAUUUAUAGAUUUCUGGCAGUUUCCAUAGUUUAUCGUCACCAAAAUGAAACUGGCUUUUUUGAAAACCUGCAGUCUUCUACGGGGAAUUUGUUGUUGCAGCUGAUUAUCAGGAUGACGAGAUAAAUAUAUUUGAGUCUGAAUCUGA
This is a messenger RNA of Penaeus monodon (black tiger shrimp), 2455 nucleotides long. RefSeq names its product G-protein coupled receptor Mth2-like. Gene Ontology annotation, molecular function: G protein-coupled receptor activity. Gene Ontology annotation, cellular component: membrane. NCBI's taxonomy places the organism in Eukaryota, Metazoa, Arthropoda, Malacostraca, Decapoda, Penaeidae. The coding region runs from base 183 to 1901 and encodes 572 amino acids. The record is from RefSeq and is a predicted model, not a curated record. Gene Ontology annotation, biological process: cell surface receptor signaling pathway; G protein-coupled receptor signaling pathway. The transcript has 9 exons.